AAGUAGAAAAAAAAAUGGCUCCGAAGAAGAAGCAGCCGCAGAAACCGAAGCAGAAGACCGGCGGCGGCGGCGGCGGCGGCGGCGGCGGCGGCAAACCCUCCUCCUCCUCCUCCGGUCCGAAGCUCCAGCUGUCGGCCGAGAACGAGAGCCGCCUCCGCCGCCUCCUGCUCAACAACGCCGCCGCCGCCGGCUCCGGCCGAUCGGCCGAGCCCGAUGCCGGCGGCGCCGGGGAUUGCCUCUCCGAUGCCCAGAAGGCCAAGCGCCUCAAGUCCGCCUACGAGAAGCUCUCCUGCGAGGGCUUCUCCAACGACCAGAUUGAACGAGCGCUCUCUGCUCUCAAGGGUAAUGCCACUUUUGAGGCUGCUCUUGAUUGGUUAUGCUUGAAUUUGCCCGGGAACGAGCUUCCUCUGAAAUUCUCCAGUGGGGUCUCUUCACUUGCCAGUACAGGAGGAUCUGUCAAUGUCCUUGUAUCAGCACGGGAAGAUUGGACACCUUCAGUGGAACCAUCUUCAAGGGUCGAUGAAGACGCUGCCAAGUAUUCUGUUAAGCUUAAGGGCAAUCGGGACAAUGAGAGUUUGGAUUCCCACAAACAAUCCCAAGCAGAUUGGAUUAAACGAUAUGUGGAACAGCAGGAAGAGGAUAGUUCUGAUACCUGGGAAGAUCGCAUGGUUGACGAAGGCCACUUGCAAAAGAUACGCGAACCAAGGUCCUAUGAUGACAUUGCCAGAGAGUACCAUGCUGCUCGCUUGGAUGCUUCAAGAGCUAAAGAAAAAAGAGAUAAGAGCAGCCAGGAAAAGGCAGGCUUAAUUAUCCGUAACCUCAAGCAAGAGUUGUCUGCUCUAGGAUUAUCUGAGGACAUGUUGGCACAGGACCUUGCUUACAAACAUGUUUCUGAGAAUGAGACUGGUUCGCUACCCUCAGAGCACCUGGAGACAGGAUCAACACAUAUCAGUCUUUCGUCUUCUUCGUCUGCACAUGUGGAUGUUACUGAAGUUGACGGGAGGGUGGCUUCCCUGGGCCCCCGAGAUUCUCUUCAGACACCUACCCUCCCGACGCCACCUAUUCAUGAAGAGAACACAACAGAAGGUGAAUCAGGAGAAGUAGAGCUUGGCGGGCUAUUCUCAGAUGAUGCACCGGAGAAUGAGCUGGUCACUUCGGAAGUUUUGAGACUACAAAAGCAAGAAAGAAUGAGAGAACUAUGCAGUGAAAAGAAUUUGGAGGGUAUCUGGAGAAAGGGGGACCCACCAAAAAUACCAAAAGCUGUGUUGCAUCAACUAUGUCAAAAAUCAGGGUGGGAAGCACCAAAGUUCAAUAAAGUACUUGGAGAAUCAAAAGUAUUUUCUUAUGCUGUCAGUGUGGUCCGUAAAGCCAGCGGAAGAGGCAAAAGCAGAAAAGCUGGAGGACUCGUGACUUUUCAGCUGCCUAACCAGGGUGAAGUUCUGGAAUCAGCAGAGGAUGGGCAAAAUAAAGUUGCAGCCUACGCUCUGUGUCACCUUUUUCCGGAUAUUCCUGUUCAUCUUAUGAUCAUAGAGCCUUAUGCGUCACUUGUUCUGCAGUGGAAGGAAGGGGAGCAGUCAAUUAACAGUGAAGCUAGUGAGGAAGAUAGAAGAGCUGAUUUUGUAAACUCAUUGCUGAGAUCAAGUGAAGUGGUGGAUGUCACUGAUAGAUCGCUUAAGGAAAAGUCUCAAGAGCCUCAUGCUAAAGAAAACAAGAGUGCACAUAGUGAUGAAGAUACUCAAAGAGUAGAGCUCUCUAAAGAAGCAGAGAGUUCUUACCUGAGAAAGGAGCAUGAGAGUCGAAAGAAAAUGCAGAAAUACAAGGAAAUGCUGAGAGCCAGAGCUGCGCUGCCUAUUGCUGCUUCAAAGAGUGAGAUUCUGCAACUGCUGAGGGAGAAUAAUGUUCUUGUUGUUUGUGGGGAAACAGGUUCUGGCAAGACAACUCAGGUCCCCCAAUUUAUAUUGGAUGACAUGAUUGAAUCAGGAAGUGGUGGAUAUUGUAACAUCAUAUGCACACAGCCAAGAAGAAUAGCGGCUAUUUCUGUAGCUGAAAGGGUUGCUGAGGAGCGUUGUGAAGGUUCCCCAGGUUCUAGGGGUUCUUUAAUUGGUUAUCAAGUUAGGCUUGAUAGUGCUCGGAAUGAAAAGACAAAGCUUCUUUUCUGCACGACAGGAAUUCUUCUAAGGAGCAUUUCUGGAGACAAAAACUUGACAGGCAUUACCCAUGUGAUAGUUGAUGAAGUGCAUGAGCGGUCAUUGUUGGGCGACUUUCUACUUAUUGUCUUGAAGAAUCUUCUUGAGAGACAGUCUGCUCACAAUGGGCGGGUGCUGAAAGUAAUUCUAAUGUCUGCGACGGUUGAUUCGGCUUUGUUCUCAAGAUACUUUGGUAACUGCCCUGUAAUAACAGCACAAGGCCGGACACAUCCUGUGACAACAUACUUUCUGGAGGAUAUACAUGAGACGCUGGAGUACCGUCUUGCUUCAGAUUCUCCAGCUUCUAUAAGAUGGGAAACAUCCUCUAAAGACAAGAGAGGUGUGGACAACCAUCGAGGGAAGAAGAAUCUUGUCUUGUCUGCAUGGGGUGAUGAAUCUCAGCUGUCAGAAGACCCUGUGAAUCCAUAUUAUGAGCCAAGUAAUUACCAAGCUUAUAGCGAGCAAACUCGCCUGAACUUGAGAAAAUUGAAUGAGGAUAUCAUUGACUAUGAUCUUCUUGAAGACUUGGUGUGUCAUGUUGAUGAAAUUUGUGGUGAUGGAGCAAUACUGAUUUUUUUACCCGGAGUCUAUGAAAUUCAUCAGCUAGUUGAUAAGUUGACCGCCUCUUAUCGUUUUAGUGGGCCAUCAUCUGAUUGGAUUCUUCCUUUACAUUCAUCUUUGGCACCAAAUGACCAAAAGAAAGCUUUUUCACAGCCUCCUGCAAAUAUACGCAAGGUCAUUGUAGCUACAAAUAUAGCAGAGACAAGUAUAACAAUCGAUGAUGUUGUUUAUGUCAUUGACAGUGGAAAGCACAAGGAAAAUCGGUAUAAUCCGCAAAAGAAAUUAACUAGCAUGGUAGAAGAUUGGAUAUCUCAAGCGAAUUCAAAACAGCGGCGAGGAAGAGCCGGGCGUGUGAAACCGGGGACGUGUUUCUGCUUAUAUACACAUCAUAGAUUUGAGAAGCUAAUGCGGCCUUUUCAGGCUCCUGAGAUGCUUCGAAUGCCCUUGGUAGAGUUGUGCUUACAGAUUAAGCUACUUUCUCUGGGUUACAUAAAAUCCUUCCUGUUCAAGGCCUUAGAACCUCCAAAAGAAGAGGCUAUGACUUCAGCAAUUUCAUUGUUGUAUGAGGUUGGUGCAUUGGAAGGGAAUGAAGAGUUGACUCCUCUCGGAUAUCAUCUUGCAAAACUUCCAGUUGACGUACUGAUAGGGAAGAUGAUGCUUUAUGGUGCAAUUUUUGGCUGCUUGUCACCCAUUCUUUCAAUAUCAGCUGUUCUGAGCUACAAAUCCCCAUUUGUGUACCCAAAGGAUGAGAAGCAAACUGUUGAAAGGGCAAAACUGGCGUUGCUGACCGAUAAGACAGAUCUAAAUGAGGGCGACCGGCAGUCCGACCAUCUAUUAAUGAUGGUUGUGUACAAGAAAUGGGAAAAAGUUCUUAAUGAGAAAGGAGUCAAAGCUGCUCAACAGUUUUGCAAUUCAUACUUUUUGAGCAGUCCAGUUAUGUUCAUGAUAAGGGACAUGAGGGUACAGUUUGGAACUCUGCUAGCAGAUAUUGGCCUUAUCAGUUUUCCCAAGAAUUACCGGGUUAUGCCAAGAAAGAAGGAAAAUCUGGACAGUUGGCUUUCUGAUUUAUCACAACCUUUCAAUAGGCACUCGCAUCAUCCUUCAGUUGUAAAGGCAAUUCUGUGUGCAGGUCUGUACCCCAAUGUGGCGGCCACCGAGCUAGGAAUGGCUGGGGCAGCUCUUAGCAAUCUUAAACAGUCGACUGGUCUGUUGUCAAAGGGUAGUCUAGCCUGGUAUGAUGGAAGAAGGGAAGUUUACAUACAUCAUACUUCCAUCAACAGUAGCCUUAGAUCAUUUCAGUACCCAUUUCUGGUCUUUCUUGAAAAGGUAGAAACCGGCAAGGUAUUUCUGCGGGAUACGACCAUUGUUUCGCCUUACUCAAUUUUGCUUUUUGGGGGAUCCAUUGAUAUUCAGCAUAAGUCCGGAGUCCUAAUCAUCGAUGGAUGGUUGAAACUGAUGGCACCAGCACAAACAGCUGUCAUAUUCAAGGAACUUCGAUUGAUGCUUCAUUCUGUGUUGAAGUCGCUUAUCAGAAAUCCUGAGGAUACAUCUGCUAGCAAUGAAGUCGUCAGCUCCAUCAUUCAUCUGUUGCUACAGGAGCAAACGCCUGUCAACUGAACUAUGAAAUGGCAUCUCAGCAGUCUUCUCCUGUUCACAAUUGGGCAUGUUAUGCCAAAAUUCUGGAGGCCGAUGCAUCUGCUUCAUGUCAUCAGAACUCGAUGUUGAUUGCAAAGUUAAGUUUCUCAUGCCAUCCUUCAAGCACAUGAAGUGAAAGAUGCGUCUAUCCAAGUACAGUGGCUGCAGAAGAGAUUGUGCACAUAAUACCUUAUAAGCCUUCAAAUUACAUGAUUCCUUUUGUAUGUCUGACUGUAAUCCAUCAAGUUAUCUUCGGCAUUAUCAGUCUGGUAGCCUUCACAUUGUUUUAAAGGUGUGAGGCUCCAUGAACAGAUCGAAGAUCUAAGAAAAUUGUGGGUAUAGCUGGAGUAUUUAUCCAUACCAUAUCGCUAUAUCCGUCUAUUGUAUCUUAAGGUUAUAUUGGUCUUCAAACUCGUGUCUUUCUUUAUCAAAAUUUCUUAUUUGAAUUGUUUUUCUGUCA
Messenger RNA from Eucalyptus grandis, 4842 nucleotides. RefSeq names its product DExH-box ATP-dependent RNA helicase DExH7, chloroplastic. The coding region runs from base 15 to 4364 and encodes 1449 amino acids. Gene Ontology annotation, molecular function: RNA binding; ATP binding. Gene Ontology annotation, cellular component: intracellular anatomical structure. The transcript has 35 exons. Lineage: Eukaryota; Viridiplantae; Streptophyta; Magnoliopsida; Myrtales; Myrtaceae. The record is from RefSeq and is a predicted model, not a curated record.